CCAGUGAGACGGGAUAUAUAAAUCGUGCUUAGCUAGGUUGUCGAGUCUCAACCUUGACUUUCAACUUCGCUGUAAGACAUGUCGGACGCUGACUCCAUCAAGUCCACACGCAGUGCACCUCCAAGUUACGACACCGCACUUCAGCAUUUAAUACCGGAAGAAGAAGAAGCAGAAGAAGACCCAAGAGUUUUAAUGGUAGCACCAUUGGCGGUGUUAGCUCCCUCGACCAAUUUAUCGUCUGAUACUCUCACCGCAAGAAACUAUGCAGCUAACGUAACAGAAAGAGGACCAUUUUCAUCUGAUGCCGAAGCAACAGGGCCAUUCACAUUCUCACCCUUCGGUCCAAACACUAUGGUGCUUUUACCCCAUGCGCUCUCUUUAAGUUCUCGUCCUCUAUAUCAUAUCUCUGUCUCGAGCGACUGCUUCAGACCUCAGAUAUUUACCACAACUAUUCGCAGAGGAACAGAGCAAGGCCAAGUCAUUGCAGAAAUACAACGGUCCAUAUUACAGGAUGAUGGUUAUCUCGGGACUGUUGAAUACACAGGUUCAACGGAGCCUAAGAUGGCUUAUCUUGAGGAUAUUCAUAUCCAACGAGGAAAACGCGAAAAGGGGCAAUAUAUAUGGCGUUUUGACAAGGAAAUGCCUCUCCUGUGGCAAACAAGUUUCUUGGGGAAAACAGUGCUUUCCGUCCUGUGCACUCGGUACGGGACCGCGGUGAAGGACCCACCGAUUCUUGCUACAUUCCAUCCAAGCAAACAGAAGGGGCAGCUUCAGACAUUGGAUAUUACAACGGAGGGGCGACCUUAUAUGGACGAUAUUGUAGUUUCAUGCCUUGUAACAGAGGGGAUAAGAUCUACCAAGUGUGGUAGGUGAAGUUUUGAAUUCAGAGAUACCCUCUCGCAUGCAUAUACUGCUGGUAUAUCUACAGAUCUACAUUUAUUGAGCACGUAUGUCCACAGGCGCGGGUGUACUGUCGUCCACCCCGCCCUAGAGAUACCUUGCCAUGCAUACUACCGGAAAAUUCCCUACACUUAUGUAAUAAUCAACAGACGCUGUCGUGUUUAUGCCAUGAGAGCAAUAUAUUUGAGUUCACUGGA
Messenger RNA from Suillus clintonianus, 1097 nucleotides. RefSeq lists its product as uncharacterized. Lineage: Eukaryota; Fungi; Basidiomycota; Agaricomycetes; Boletales; Suillaceae. The transcript has 6 exons. The coding region runs from base 79 to 873 and encodes 264 amino acids. The record is from RefSeq and is a predicted model, not a curated record.